Messenger RNA from Somion occarium, 1772 nucleotides. The record is from the annotation of a GenBank genome assembly. Lineage: Eukaryota; Fungi; Basidiomycota; Agaricomycetes; Polyporales; Cerrenaceae.
AUAGGUUACCGGCGGUGUACUUACUACUACUAGGUUCAAACGACCAGCAGUAGGACUUGGAGUCCUACUGCUGGUCCAUUAGCCAACUGAAGUGGACUCAUGUGCCAUCUGCAGGUCGAUGGUAGUAACUUGCGGCUCGGAUUCAUUAUUUGUUCGCGUUCAACUCGAACCAUCGCACGAAAUUGAUAUGAGAGCUCUUUCUUGAACCUCAAUCGUUAACGCUACUGCCAAAACUUGGCACUAAAAUUCUCGAAUUCGACAUGUCAAUUUCCGAUGACGGGAGCAGUUUGAGAGAUAUUAUUAUACCAGAUGAUAUCAGUGCCAUCUUCCACAGUGUCUUGAAGACGGCCAAAAUUUGGACUGGACUUCGGGCAUGGUUCGACGCUCGAGGAUACUUCAUUUACCCUUUCAUUACCUCGGAAGACCCUCUCCCAACUGAUCUUUUAAUGUACGAACUUGGGCCUGGACCGGCAAGCUUCCCUUACGCCCAUGUUGGGAGUAAGAAUAUCUUCGAUCGUAUGAGAUUCCAUAAAAUGCCUUCACUGUGGCCGGCAGUGAGCAAAGAGCACCAAGACGUCAUGAUCAAGAUCCUAUCCACCGAAUGCGACGAGGUCGCGAUCCUUAAGUAUCUAAUGUCGGGAUCGCAGCGAUCAGAUCCUUUGAACUUAACUGUACCCAUAUUGGACCUCUUCCGUUUUGACCACCGGUAUUCCUUCGUCGUGAUGCCAAGGUGGGGUCCGGCAUCGUAUCUGGAACAGACCGGCUUCGACUGUCUUGGGACAGCGUUGGAAUAUGGUUUGUGUAUGCUUAAGGCCCUCGCUUUUCUCCACAAGAAUCUUAUCGCGCAUAGAGACAUCAAACCAGAUAACGUAUUGGUUAAUUACUACGAUGAAGAUCCUCGCUUGCUCCUCGACUAUCGUUUGUUUUUCAAAUCCAAACAGACCAAAUUUGUCCUUUGUGACUUCGGCCUAUCUGUUAUGUUCCCUCCCGAUACGCCUCCUUCUGCUCGAGUCUGUCCGGCGGAAGAGAGUACAUGGGGCACGUUUGAAUAUCAUCCACCGGAUGUAGCAAAUGGAGAGGCCGUCUACGACCCAUUCGCCUAUGACGUUGCAUGUAUGGGCGGUGUUCUGUGUCAUGUUAUCGGCGUACGUUAUUCCGUCAUACUUCUACGAGGACAUCAGUUUAUUCACUUCUUUAAAUCUGUAGUAUAUGACGCCUCUUGCUCCACCUCUUGCGCCCUUCCUGGAUGGCAUGAUUAUACAGGAUAUUUCUAGUCGCUACACUGCGGCGGAAGCGUUGGAGGCGUAUAUUCGCAUGAUGGAGAACUUAGACCCUGCAAGUCUGGAGACACCUGCACCGUCGCCCCCACCAUUGCCAGACUACGUGUGGCAAGCUUUUGAUCGUUGGGCCGGACUUCCGGAAGAAUUCGUCAAGGAAUACAGUGCUCAUCGUCCUCCGGUUAGGCCGAGGCGAAAGGUGGCGCAAGUGGAUGGUACAUUUUACUUUGUAGAGUGGAAUUCGCGAUGAGUAGAGUCCGCAUUUGUUCUCCUUGUACACGAUUGGCCAGGGUUUAUCGAUGUAUCUCAGACAAGUUUCCGGCUUUCAUCGAUUGUCUUCGUUAUAUAUUAGUACUGGCUUGUAUUGAACCGGCGUUGAUUGGAGCAGUAACGUAUGAUAUAGGAGUUUCUAGGGCAUCCUGAAGGAAACUUUUUAGAAGUGCUUGCAUUCCUGAUUUUCGUCAAUAUUACGGACUUAUGCCUCAAUGCUGGGUC